Messenger RNA from Dothidotthia symphoricarpi CBS 119687, 1494 nucleotides. Its product is annotated as ankyrin. The transcript is spliced from 4 exons. Lineage: Eukaryota; Fungi; Ascomycota; Dothideomycetes; Pleosporales; Dothidotthiaceae. Gene Ontology annotation, cellular component: cytoplasm; nucleus. The record is from RefSeq and is a predicted model, not a curated record. Gene Ontology annotation, molecular function: protein binding. The coding region runs from base 147 to 1250 and encodes 367 amino acids.
CAGACACCUGGGAUAUUACGCGAAUCCCGGCGUGAGAUCUGGCCAGCUUAGCUCGCGACAUAGCAUAAGCCCCGUCACCGCCCUACAAAUAAGCUGACCAGAAGAACAACAUAGGCAGAUGCUUACCCGCAAACCGUGCCGUAGCAAUGCAAUCAUCUGCCACAAAUCCCAGCGAACGGCGAAAGAUUCAGAACAGACAUGCCCAGCGGCGUUUUCGUAGCAAAAAGGUGACACAGAACGCGGGAGAGCCGUUCACGACAACGGCACUGUCCGCUGCAGCUACAGUGAGCGGGCCAGCCAUACGACCGCGCUUGCAGUCAAACCACGACGCCCUGGCGUGGACCGGCCUGGCAAACCCGCCUGAGAAGGCGGCGUGGGGCAGCGAGGAAAGGCUCCCCCACCCAAGCGUAGCUGGACCACAGACCUCGGACCAGAACCAGGACCUAACACCGACGACCGCCAAGGACAGCCGCACCAUGCGAGGGAAAAGCGACGCAGCCUACCUGGGGCCUGACGCCACAAUUGCAGGUCUGAUGCGCCAAUUUCAAGAUCCGCUUACGCCGUCAUCACUGCAGCCACAUCUGCACAUGAACCAGACCGACUUCACCUUCUCGUCGUCCAUGGCCCAGUCCAUACGCGACCCUCUGCAAUGGCCACACGACGCUCCGGCCGAGGCCAUGGUCUUCAACGCACACGACACUGGGGGCUUCUACUCCAAUCAGGACACCAACAAGACCCCGUGGCCAGACACCGGUGCGAGUCACCACCAACUUACGCGUAGCACCCAGAAUGAAUCCGAAAGCAGCAGUGACACGUCACAAAGCCAUACUCGCAUCACCACACCCAACCUCCUACUUAAUGGCCGCUUUGGACAAGACAGCGAGCUGGAUGAGGACGAGCCCUUCCAGACAAACCUCCACAUCGCCGCUGAGGCCGGUCACGACAGCCUCGUAGGUUUGCUGUUGGGCUCAGGCUACACCGUCGAUGCACUCGACAGUGAUGGUAACACUGCCCUGCAUAGGGCCAGUCUUGGUAAACACGUGAAGGUCAUGCUGAGGCUGCUAAAACAUGGCGCAAAUCCCAAUUCUGUGAAUGUCCAUGGCUGGACCCCUGUACACAUGGCCUUUUCCCUCGGCUCCAUGGAAGUAGUAGAAGUCCUUGUCCGACACGGUGGCGACCUGAACAAGCGCGCGAAAGGAAAGUUAAGUUGCGCCACAUUUAAGGAAGCUCUCGCAGCGAAGACAAGUUGAAUGUGUUUCACAUACCAAAUAGGUGAUGCUUGCUAUUGGACUCACAAACAUGGAUUAGAGUGCGUUGAAAUGCUACAGAAGCUCGCAGAAUUCAAGACCUUUGUAGAGAUUACAAACAGUAACAAAGCAACGAAUGUUUCCAGUUUCUUCCUAACCCAUUCUCCUAAAAGUCGGAGCCCGCACUUUCCAAACUCUCACUCACUUCACCAGAACUCGCACCCCCUUAGUCGGCAGGUCAGGGAAC